CGCAACCAUAUGGAUUUGAAACUACGAGACGUUCAUGUUUUGAUCACAGGAGCGAGCGGAGGCAUCGGUUUGGAAACGGCCCGCCUGUUCCUUGCCCAGGGAGCCAAGGUCACAGCACACUACAACACCAGCUCUUCCCCGCUCGACGCGCUUGUCGAAGAGUACGGAACUGCCAGGGUAGCUCGCAUACAGGCCAAUCUGGUUAACGAAGACGACGUCGAUCACCUCUUCUCUUCUGCCAGUAACACACUGGGUCCUGUGCAGAUAGUCAUCAUCAAUCAUGGGAUCUGGCCCACCGCAGAUGAACCGGUGGAGAGCAUGUCUCUCGAUAGAUGGCGCACUACUUUGGACGUGAAUCUCACGUCGGCGUUUCUGGUAUCUCGAGCGUAUCUGAAGCAACUGCGCAACGCGAGCGAAGAUCAGCAGCACACGGCAUCCAUGCUUUUCAUCGGGUCCACCGCGGGAAAAUACGGAGAAGCGGGCCAUGCAGACUAUGCGGCGAGCAAGAGCGCCCUGAUGUACGGCCUGGUCCUCUCCCUCAAGAAUGAAAUCGUCAAGAUCGCGCCUCGUGGAAGAGUCAACGCGGUCGGUCCCGGAUGGGUCAAGACACCCAUGGCAGAAGCAGCGCUCAAGGAUCCUCAAGUCGUCUUCCGGGCCGUUGCAACAACCCCUCUGAAAAAGGUGGCGGAGACAUGGGACAUCGCGACGCAAGUCGUGAUGCUCUCGUCACCUUCGGUCUCCGGCCAUGUCACGGGACAGGUCGUGAUGGUCGAAGGUGGGAUGGAAGGCCGCUUGUUGAACCAGAUGACCGCGAACGGAAUACAAGCUUACUGAUACAUUCGAUUUGCAAUGACAUGUGUACACAUAUUUCGAACGGACACUGUGUGGAAUGCAGGCCAAAACCCAGUUGAACAUCGAUUACAAUUAUCACGUAAUCAAUCACAUGCCACAAAUCGGCCCCCACAAACGUCGAAAGGACCCUCACCUCUCUUUCACCUUUGCGUUUCCAAUGGAGGAAAUCAUGAAGGCAUCUGCUCCUUGGAAAUUGAAGGGGAAAAGCUGGACUUUCUUGAUCUCUUCGCUGGACCCCAAGGCCAAUUUUCCGGCCGGAUGGAGUGAGGAGUUCCAAGCCGAUGCUCUCUCCCAAGGCGGUGAGUUCAUUGGUGGACUAGGCAGUGUCAUGGUCGUGUCAUAUGCGGAGUCGCCAGUCGGACCGUAUAACGAGUUGAUCUACAUUCCUGGCCGGUUCAAAUACUCGGAUGGGAGCAAGUCGUUCCGCAUCACGAGAAUCUAUGUCUCAACCAAAGAGUCCACGCUCAAUGGGAGGAGAAAUUGGAACAUUCCAAAACUUACGGCAGACUUUGUCAUCGACACCAGCGCAGACGGAUCGACGGACAUUGCCGUCUCUCAACCUGGGUGUACUACUCCCUUCUUCCAGGCCACGGUCCGACCGAUACCCGUGCUCUCCUCCCUCUCCAUUCCCAGCAGCACCGCCAUCCUGGGUCAGCUUCUCAAUUUGAUGCAGCCGCCGCUGCCUGCCGGAAAGAAUCCUGAAGAUGUCGGCACCGAGCAGUGGGCGAAUCUGACGCCAGCGCUCAGGGGUUCCCUGUCCGUGAGAAAGUUAAUACCCGUAAAAAUCGGCGAUGGUGCCAGUUAUCCCCAGGUUAAACCGUGGUCACUAGCCCUCGUGACGGAUAAUUUGGAGUUGGAUUUUGGACUCGCUCGUUUCUCUCCAGUUGUUUGAUUUGUUCUCCAAAUAACCGGUAUAUGUAUGUACUGUUUAUGUGUAUAUU
Molecule: messenger RNA, 1793 nt
Organism: Mycena citricolor
Lineage: Eukaryota; Fungi; Basidiomycota; Agaricomycetes; Agaricales; Mycenaceae
Source: the annotation of a GenBank genome assembly